Molecule: messenger RNA, 3761 nt
Organism: Agelaius phoeniceus (red-winged blackbird)
Lineage: Eukaryota; Metazoa; Chordata; Aves; Passeriformes; Icteridae
Source: RefSeq, a predicted model, not a curated record
CGAACCCCGUUAUCCCCCCCGUACCCCGGUUAUUAUCACCUCCGUAUCCCGGUUAUCGCCCCUGUAUCCCGGUUAUUACCGCCCCCAUGGCCCGGUUAUCGUCCCCGGUUAUCGUCCCCCCUACCCCGGUUCUCGCCCCCGUGCCCCGGUUCUGGCCCCGGAGCUGCGCGGGUGCAGCAGCGGAAAAGGAGCGCCCGGGGCGCGGGGCAGGUGCCGGUGAAGGUGAAGGGCGCUGCCUGGACACCCACACGUGGGUCGGGCUCUGCCGCCGCUGUGCCCGCGGGUUCGCCUUCCCGGAACCCCGGUAACUCCCGGUAUAACCGGGGACCCUUCCUUCCCUCGGGACCAGCAGGAGCAGCACCCCCAGAUCCUCAUUAGGGUGAUAAUGGGAAGGCUGAGAACAUCCAAACCCCUCAGGGGUGAGGAUGAGGAUGAGCUGGGAUUUCAGCCAGGGAAUUGAGCAGGAAUUGACCUCUGUGCUGUGCCAGCUCUGAUUUCUGGGUCAGGUUUGAAAUCCCAGACUUGGGAAGGGCUGAGGGGAUGUUCCCAGUGGGAAAAUCCUGUUAUCUGUGGCUUGGGAGGUGCUGCCUUGCUCCAGAGGGAGAUUCCACCAGGAAUUAUCCUGACACAAACUGGCAAUCAAGAGAUGCUUUCCUCAGCACUGAGCUGCUGCUGAGAACGGGCUCCUUCCUGCCAGCCAGGGCUGAUGACUCCAAAAAUCCUGCAGAUGUCCUCAAAACCUCUCCCUUCUGUCUCUGCAGAGCCUGACAGGGUGCAAAGGCUGUGAUGAAGAACCAGGGAGUGGAGACCAAGGCAGCUCCACGUCCUUCCAGAACGAGCAGCGGGAUGGGGCUGGAAGAGGGAGACUCGCCAGAGGCUGCAGCUCCCCCAGAAGCUCCCCAGGAGGAUCCCAAAUCCUCUCGCGACGUCUCGGAGGAGCUGAGCCGGCAGCUGGAGGACAUCCUGAGCACCUACUGUGUGGAUGCCAGCCAGGAGAACCCAGGGGAGGAUGGGGGGCACGGGGACACCCCCGAGGAGCCCGACAAGGGCCGCAGUGACUCCCCCAGGAACGGGGAGCAGGAGCCAGGGGGCCCCGAGAUCAACGGCGAGAAGGAGAACUCCAAGGGCAGCGAGGAGUUCCGGCCUGGAGAGGAGGCUGGGGACAGGGACCAGAAGAAAGCUCAGGAGAAAAAGAAAGCCAAGGGUUUAGGCAAGGAAAUCACUUUGCUGAUGCAGACCCUGAACACCCUGAGCACGUCAGAGGAGAAACUGGCAGCUCUGUGCAAGAAAUACGCUGAGCUGGAGGAGGGCGUCCAGCGUGCCAGGGAGGAGGAGGAGAAGAGGAAGGAGGUGACCUCUCACUUCCAGGUGACCCUGAACGACAUCCAGCUGCAGAUGGAGCAGCACAACGAGCGCAACUCGAAGCUGCGCCAGGAGAACAUGGAGCUGGCCGAGAGGCUCAAGAAGCUCAUCGAGCAGUACGAGCUCAGGGAGGAGCACAUUGACAAGGUGUUCAAGCACAAGGAGCUGCAGCAGCAGCUGGUGGAUGCCAAACUGCAGCAGGCCCAGGAGAUGCUGAAGGAGGCAGAGGAGAGGCACCAGCGGGAGAAGGAUUUUCUGCUGAAGGAAGCUGUGGAAUCACAGAGGAUGUGUGAGCUGAUGAAGCAGCAGGAGACCCACCUCAAGCAGCAGCUGGCUCUGUACACUGAGAAGUUUGAGGAGUUCCAGAACACCCUUUCCAAAAGCAGUGAAGUGUUCACAACCUUCAAACAGGAGAUGGAGAAGAUGACCAAGAAAAUCAAGAAGCUGGAGAAGGAGACCACCAUGUACCGCUCCCGCUGGGAGAGCAGCAACAAGGCCCUGCUGGAGAUGGCAGAGGAGAAAACCCUGCGGGACAAGGAGCUGGAGGGGCUGCAGGUGAAGAUCCAGCGCCUGGAGAAGCUGUGCCGGGCGCUGCAGACGGAGCGCAACGACCUCAACAAGAAGGUGCAGGACCUGUGUGCCCACACUGAGCUGCUGGAGCCCCUGAAGGAGCCACCACGGGACAGCUCUGAGGCAGCUCCAGACUCCCCGAGGCCAGGAAAGGCCCCACAGAGCCCGGAUCCCACAGGAGCCCUGGCAGAACUGAGCACGGGGGCAGCGGGGCAGAGCGGGACUGAGCAGGGCACUGACUGAGCCCCAGCUGGGCGAGGGAGGGUGACCUGGGAGCUGCUUUAGAUUCCACUCUCCCUGUCCUGGGACAGCUGGGAAAGGACAGGACACAGCCCUCCUGGGGAUGGGAGAUUUCCUAGUUUAGUUUUUUGGAGGGGUUUUUUUUUAAGAUUUUAUAUAUAUAUAUACAUAUAUAUAUAUAAGAUAUAUAAAAAUGUGCAGGGCAACACUUUAUAUCUAUGGAUAUCCAUAAGAAACAGAAGGGCCCAGCUCCCUGCCUGUGUGAAUACUGAAAAUAUGGAGCCUCAGCUGAUUGUCCCUCUCACUAAAGGACCUGGUCACUGGCAGGGACAAGCACAGGGACAAAGGACACGCCUCCACCAUCACAAGGACUCCACCCUGAAGUGACAGCAGAGCUGGGAGAAUUCCAGAAUAUUCCCAGCACUGGAUUCUCCCUCUUCCCCCUGCCAGGCAGGAGGGAGCUCCUGGUCUGGCUCUGCUGGCAGCUCGUGUGUGAGCUGAGGGCACAAGAGGCCGUUCCCUGCUCUCCGUGGGCCCUGUGUCUGCAAUGGGGACCAGGAGAAGCAGCAAAAGGGGGUGCCUGGUCCCACCCUUGGGAAUUUUUUGCUCUUGCCAGGCCCUGCCAAUCUCAAAACCGCCUUAUAAUUCACAGUUGCCUCUUUGCUGAACGCACACGUGCACAAAGUGUAUUAAACAGUUAUCCCAAAGGUCUCAUUCCCAAGUGUUUGCAUCGUUGUGCACAGGGACUGGGGAGGUGCCCCCCAGCCCUGGAGGCAUCCACGGAGCUGGGGCUGCAGGAGGAUCAAACCUCAGAGCUGUGUGAGCUCCUGGAGCUGCUGCUCCAGCCGGGAUCAGCUCCUGGAUUGCACCUGGGGCUGCUCCUGGGGGUGCCUGUGCCACCCCAGCCCCACCUCUGCUUUCCCUCCCUGCUUGGAACAGCAUCUCCCCAGUGCUGCCUCACCCCAGGGGCCUGCGUGUGCUGGGAGGGAGUUUAGGGACAGCUGUGGCACCUGCUGGCACCAGGGUUUGGGAUUUUCCUUGGUUUGUCAGGACUUUGUCUUUCCCUGAUCUUCUGGAAGACUCGGCUCGCUUGGAACCUCGCUGCAGCUUCUGUUUGUGACAGACUUCACUGCCAGCAUUGCCUUCCUCGUGCUGGGAGCUGAUCCCCACCCUGGCUGUAUCCCGUGGAUCCCUCUGGGACUCUCCUCUGGCACCACAGCUGCUCUCACAUCUCCCCUCCAUGAAGGACCUGCCUCCACAUCUCCUUUUCCUCCCGGGAAUCCAGAUCUGAGGAGGCCAGCAUGGACGGGCUCUGAGGCUCCACAGAGCCCUGCUGGACAUGCACUGGGACAGUCCCUGGAGCUGUGGUGGCUUUGUCUUCCAGCCCCUGCUGGUUCCUCUGGGGUGAUCCAUGAAUGUAACCCAGCCAGGCUGAGCAGGGCUGCUGCUGACAUCCGGACUGCAGAAAAAGCAAAACCCCUUAAAAUUCACCAAACCCCCCAAACCCCCUUUUUCUCUGUCUUUUCCCUGUUAAGGUACAGAAACCUCCUCGUGUGUAUCCUGUAUCCAAUAGAAACACUCCCAACCUC